GACUUGUCACGUGAUGACAGUAGCUGUGAUACACAGCCUCAUGUGUAAGUGACUGAAGCUUGUGCCUCAUCUAUCUACUCCCAGCUCUUUUCUUUCUUUCUAUCCUACCAAUGAAGAAACUCUUUGGACGUGACAAGGUGAAGCAGCAAAGGAUAACCUCGCACAGAGAUGUUGAUGUUGUUAUCGACGAUGAUGCACUACUUGUGCGCCCCAAACGGCCCUCAGAGGACCACCGUGACUGGGAGGUGCUAUCUGAGCCCCCUGUCCCUUCUAGUCCGUAUCCUCAGUUUGCAGUGCCUCCGAUGUCACCGAGCCGCUCGUCUUCCCUAGCUUCAAUUCCACCUGUAAUAUUACCCGCGCGUUCCAGUAGUCCAUACAGCGUUACAAGUCACACCACCACUACACCUACGCCCACACCCGCCCCCCAGACUAACCUAAACUCAACCCAUACCGUACGGAGAGACGGACGGAAGAUCCAGAAGACACAGCCUGGGCCUGCUGCACUUGGUAUACUGAAGUCGCUCGAUCCACAUCUGGAGCAUGCCCUGCAACAAUCACACCCGCAUCAUGCCCACGAAACAAUACCAGACGAGUAUUUUCCAGUUGAUCACAGGGACAGGGCAGAGAAGAAGGAGAGGAAGAGCUUUUGGGACGGGAUUAUCAGGGACAGGGACAGGGACAAAGACAAGGAACGCGGACGUGAUAAAGAGCGUGAAACUCGUGAGAAGGAAAAGGAAAAGGAGAGAGAAAAGGACAAAGAGGGACGAGAUCGUCUUUGGCGCGAAGAAGAUAAUCCCUCAGAGCUGACGCGCAUGAUCGGAUACCUUACGGCGACCUCAUCGGAGGACUGGUCCCUCGUGCUCGAGGUCUGCGAGCGCGCGUCUGCUACUGAAGCGAAUGCAAAGGAGGCUAUGAAAGCCCUUCGGAGGGAAUUCAAAUAUGCAGAGCCUAAAUCUCAGUUAUCUGCUGCUAGGUUAUGGGCAAUAAUGCUCCGCAACGCGUCCGAUAUCUUUCUAACUCAGAUCAGCUCCCGUAAAUUCAUCGACACCCUCGAGGAUGUGUUGACAAACUCAAGAACAAGUCCUGUCGUCAGAGAACGACUAAUGGAGGUGCUUGCAGCCGCCGCUUUCAUCACUAGCUCACGUCCCCACCCCUCGCCCAAAUCUGAACCAUCCCCUUUCUCGCUUAAAGAUCGCGACCGUGAUAGGGAUGGUUUUCGCGCCCUGUGGAUGCGAUUGAAACCUGCCGAUAAGCCUGACGUGGGGAUUCCGUUUGACACCGAGGAUGCUAUGUUUAGCCCCCCUAUAGUUCCUACGCGUCCACCAAUAGAGGAGCGGCCGUCGAAGAAAAAUCUCCAGCGCGGUGUCAUUCCUCCCGAAGAAGACAUGAAGCGCUUAUUCCAGGAAUGCAAGAUCGCGAAAGGAAAUGCGACUUUCCUUAGCGAGAUGCUUGCAUACACGAAACCGGAACAGAUAGAAGGGAGCCUAAUACCGGAAUUUUUGACAAAGUGCCGCGCGUCACAAGAACUCAUAUAUACCCAAAUUCCAUGGGCAUCUGCUGGAGCUGAACGGUCGCGCAAUGACCGAGAAAAGAAUGCAGAAGGAAAUGGACGUACGAAAUUGCAGCCUGACGUCCAAUUCAGUUCUCCGCUGAGUCGAGAUUACCAUGGUAUGGAUACUAAAUUUUAUAAUACAGAGGGGGAGGAACAAACUUCAGAGGAGGAGCUUCUUGGUGCGUUGCUUGACGCGAAUGAAGCACUUUUUGGAGCGUUGAGAAUGUAUGAUGAUGUUGUGCGGCUUGCGGAUGAGCAGGCGGCUGUUGAAAUUAGUCGAAGGGAUGUGAAGAUGGACCGAAGACACGUGGAAAAUGAGUACCUCAGAGAAUCCCAUCAUGAUUAUGGAGGCGGCUCCUCACGCACACCGUCACCAAUGCCAUCACCGCCUGCUUCGCCCCGCCAACACGACCUACCUCCCGUUAUUUUCUCACAAACCCACCCACUUCCUCGGGUCCCUCCUGCGCUCUCCCCUGGCCAUCCGCAAUACGGUUCUCUACCACAGUCCAUGAGCACACCAACACUGCUCGCACCGCCACCUCCCCCCAUGGGUCCUCGUUCUCCUGCAUUCCCGUCACGCCCGCCCUCGCCAGAUAGGGGUGGCCUCGUGCGUCCAUCAAGAGGGAACUCUCUGGAAAAUAUGAGUGGUGCUUUGGACCGGUUACACAUGGACGAAACCGAUGUGGAGGAAGAAGAAACUAAAUCUCCCAUACGACCGAGCGCGAAGGCGCUCGGGAAGAGGAGGGUUGUGGAAGAAGUCGAUGAUGAACAACACGACUCGAGUGAUUUGUACUACGAGCCAAGGCGUGGAUCGGUUGUAUUUGAGUCGGAUGAGGAGGUACGCGGCGGGGAUAACGCUAAUGCAAUGUGGCCUCGAAGACAGCCCACGCAGUAUGUAUAUGAUGCGGCUGCUGAGCGCACGGCGCAGCAUCUGCGGGAGGGUAGGGUGACUAUUGCUGCAAAUGGGGUUCAUUAGCUCUUUUGAUAAUUGUGGUCCUGUUACGAGCUUCAGCAUUUGAAGUGUGGUUGGAGGAGCUGUCCAUUUUAUUCUGUUCUUCAUUCCACCAUGUUCAACCAAUUUGUACGUUAACUUCUGUAGUAGUCAAUCAUCCAACCCUGCUAUUUAUGUGUCUUUGAA
Molecule: messenger RNA, 2690 nt
Organism: Suillus discolor
Lineage: Eukaryota; Fungi; Basidiomycota; Agaricomycetes; Boletales; Suillaceae
Exons: 10
Coding region: 111-2528 (805 amino acids)
Biological process (GO): endocytosis; actin filament organization; actin cortical patch localization
Cellular component (GO): actin cortical patch
Molecular function (GO): phosphatidylinositol binding; ubiquitin binding
Source: RefSeq, a predicted model, not a curated record